CUCUUCCGUACAUGCUAGUGUACAAAACCCAAAGAACACCGCCCUCUCUCUCUCUCUCUCUCAUCGUCGCGCUUUUAUCUCCGGCGAGGCUAGCGCCGCCGAUUAAUCGGUUCCGGUCAUCAUAGAGCCGGCGAGAAACAUCACCUUGAGGGAGUAGGUUAAUGGCGGACGAGCAUCUCUCCUAGUCACCGUAUUUCCGACUAUGAUUUAGGGGAGAUUACUCCGCAAAUUGACCGGCACCGAUUGGCGUUCUCCGUGCCGGAGACGGCGAUGCUCGUGGAGUGUGUGCGUGAACGGCACUGUUUGGUUCAAUCGGCGAUUGCUCUAAAAAGGAGGGAGUUUUAAAACGGGACUGUGACUGAACGCCGUCGUAUUAGUAGAGUUUGACUGAUUUAACCUCGAAACUGGAGAAAAGAGCGCAAAGGCGGCCAGCAGGGACACACAGGGAAUAAAGGAGUAAAACGUUUGGUGUAUAUGGGGAGGCUAGCGGUGGGGCUGGCGGCGGGAUGUGCCUCGGUUGCUUGCGUGGCGGCGGCGGCCAUGGUGGUUAGGCGGGCGCGGUCGUGGAUGAAGUGGUGGAAGGUGUUGGAGGUGCUGGAGGAGCUGGAGAAGGGGUGUGCUACCCCUGUUGGGCGGUUGCGGCAGGUUGUCGAUGCCAUGGCGGUCGAGAUGCACGCCGGCCUCGCCUCUGAAGGUGGGAGCAAGCUCAAGAUGUUGCUCACACAUGUCGAUAAUCUUCCGAAUGGGAGCGAGAAGGGGACAUAUUAUGCUUUACAUCUUGGAGGUACAAAUUUUCGGGUUUUACGAGUUCAAGUUGGUGGUGAGAGGUCUAUUGUUGUAGAUGACGUACACCGACAACCAAUUCCUGAAUAUUUAAUGACUGGCACCACUGAGGAUCUUUUUGAUUUUAUUGCAUCAUCACUUAAGGAUUUCAUUGAGAAGGAAGGUAGUGGCACAGAGCAUUUGCAAAACAGGAGAGACCUUGGCUUCACAUUCUCUUUUCCUGUCAAACAAAUUUCUGUCUCAUCGGGCAUUUUGAUGAAAUGGACAAAAGGCUUUACAAUUGAAGACAUGGUUCGAAGAAAUGUUGCUGAGUGCCUAGAGCAAGCUACUUCUAGAAAAGGCCUGGAUGUUCGGGUAGCAGCUCUGAUAAAUGAUACAGUGGGAACACUGGCUCUCGGACACUAUAACGAUGAGGACACUGUUGCAGCUGUCAUAAUUGGUACAGGUACAAAUGCUUGUUAUGUGGAGCGAGCAGAGGCAAUUAUAAAAUGUCAAGGCCUUUUAACUACGUCUGGAAGCAUGGUUGUCAAUAUAGAAUGGGGAAACUUCUGGUCAUCUCAUUUACCAAGAACAUCAUAUGAUAUCGAACUAGAUGUCAACAGCCCAAACCCUAACGAUCAGGGCUUCGAGAAAAUGAUAUCAGGAAUGUAUUUAGGGGACAUUGUGAGAAGAGUACUUCUUAGAAUGUCACAGGAAUCCAAUGUUUUUGGACCUGUAUCUUCUAAACUUGCAACGCCAUUCUCUCUAAGGACGCCGCAGAUGGCAGCUAUGCACGAGGAUGACUCACCUGACUUAAGUGAAGUAGGAAGAAUUCUACGAGAAACUCUCGAGAUACCAGACACCACUCUUCCCGUCCGGAAGGUCGUGGUGGAAGUAUGCGAUGUGGUGACCCGACGAGCUGCCAGGAUGGCAGCUGCAGGCAUCGUGGGAAUACUAAAGAAGAUCGGCCGCGAUGGCACCAGCGGCAUAUCUAGCGGGAAACAAAGAGGCGCGAAGCCAAGUAGGAUGAAAAGAACAGUGGUGGCCAUUGAAGGAGGUUUGUAUACAAGCUACAAUUUAUUCCGGGAAUACCUUAACGAAGCGGUAACAGAGAUUCUGGGCGAGGAAAUAUCGUCUUAUGUUACUCUUCGGGUAAUGGAAGAUGGAUCAGGCAUUGGGGCAGCUCUUCUUGCUGCUGCGCACUCAGGCUCCAGUGUGGAUACAGUACAGUUGGGAUGAAUAUAAACCAUAUAUAUAUAAAUAUAUAUAUAUAAGCGCAUAUACAGAUAGAGCUCUGUAAAUGGGGGUAGAAGUAAUUUUUUAAAAAUAUAUAUAUAUAUUUAUAUUUAUAUAUAUAUAUUUUCGAUCCAUCAAAAUAUGUGAAAAGGGAAGGUUGUGCAUAUGUUAUCUGGGAAUGCUUCUCAUUCAAUGAAAUUUGUUCAUUUGUUUAUUAUUA
This is a messenger RNA of Ipomoea triloba (trilobed morning glory), 2218 nucleotides long. Its product is annotated as hexokinase-3-like. Gene Ontology annotation, molecular function: fructokinase activity; D-glucose binding; mannokinase activity. Lineage: Eukaryota; Viridiplantae; Streptophyta; Magnoliopsida; Solanales; Convolvulaceae. Gene Ontology annotation, cellular component: cytosol; mitochondrion. Gene Ontology annotation, biological process: glucose 6-phosphate metabolic process; glycolytic process; intracellular glucose homeostasis. The coding region runs from base 475 to 2001 and encodes 508 amino acids. The record is from RefSeq and is a predicted model, not a curated record. The transcript has 9 exons.